This is a messenger RNA of Budorcas taxicolor (takin), 3300 nucleotides long. It is a transcript of the gene SLC20A1, whose product is annotated as solute carrier family 20 member 1. NCBI's taxonomy places the organism in Eukaryota, Metazoa, Chordata, Mammalia, Artiodactyla, Bovidae. The coding region runs from base 463 to 2508 and encodes 681 amino acids. Gene Ontology annotation, cellular component: membrane. Gene Ontology annotation, molecular function: phosphate transmembrane transporter activity. The record is from RefSeq and is a predicted model, not a curated record. The transcript has 11 exons. Gene Ontology annotation, biological process: phosphate ion transmembrane transport.
CGGCGCGCGCUGCGUGCUUUCUCUUCGCUGUUGAGGCGUCAGCGGCUGCUUCCAGGUUCUGUCGUCAGCCCAGCGGAGCCAUCCCCAGAGCCUCCGCCCCAGGUCGUGUGGUCUUCGAUAAAAGGUGCGUGCGUCCGUGGUUCUAGCCCGCCGCCUGGACCUCGCCUCCCGUUCAGCUCCUCGUUUUCUUUGGAUGAACUUGCGUCCUUUCUCUUCUCCGCCAUGGAAUUCUGCUCCGUGUUGCUAGCCCUCCAGAGCCAAAGAAACCCCAGACAACAGAUGCCCAUACGCAGCGUAUAGCAGUAACUCCCCAGCUCGGUUUCUGUGCCGUAGUUUACAGUAUUUAAUUUUAUAUAAUAUAUAUUAUUUAUUAUAGCAUUUUUGAUACCUCAUAUUCUGUUUACACAUCUUGAACGCCGCUCAGUAAUUCUCUGAUUCAUUCAAGAACCACUACUCUAGAGAAUGGCAACGACCGUGGCACCGCUCAUUACCACUGCUAUUGCUGCUACUGCCGCUUCUGGUCCGUUGGUGGACUACCUAUGGAUGCUCAUCCUGGGUUUUAUUAUUGCGUUCGUCCUGGCAUUCUCCGUGGGAGCCAAUGAUGUAGCAAAUUCGUUUGGUACAGCCGUGGGAUCAGGUGUAGUGACCCUCAAGCAAGCCUGCAUCUUAGCUAGUAUCUUUGAAACAGUGGGCUCUGUCCUCCUGGGGGCCAAAGUGAGCGAGACGAUCAGGAAGGGCUUGAUUGACGUGGAGAUGUACAACUCGACCCAAAAGCUGUUGAUGGCCGGCUCCGUCAGUGCGAUGUUUGGUUCUGCGGUGUGGCAACUAGUGGCUUCCUUCUUGAAGCUGCCCAUUUCUGGAACCCAUUGUAUCGUCGGUGCAACCAUUGGUUUCUCCUUGGUGGCAAAGGGGCAGGAAGGUGUCAAGUGGUCUGAACUGAUAAAAAUCGUGUUGUCUUGGUUCGUCUCUCCUCUGCUUUCUGGUAUUAUGUCUGGGAUUUUAUUCUUCCUGGUUCGUGCAUUCAUCCUCCGUAAGGCAGAUCCCGUUCCAAAUGGGUUGCGAGCUUUGCCAGUGUUCUAUGCCUGCACGAUUGGAAUCAACCUCUUUUCCAUCAUGUACACUGGAGCACCAUUGCUGGGCUUUGACAAACUUCCUCUGUGGGGUACCAUCCUCAUCUCGGUGGGCUGUGCAGUUUUCUGUGCCCUUAUCGUCUGGUUCUUUGUAUGUCCCAGGAUGAAGAGAAAAAUCGAACGAGAAAUCAAGUCUAGUCCUUCUGAAAGCCCCUUAAUGGAGAAAAAGAAUAGCUUGAAAGAAGACCAUGAAGAAACAAAGUUGUCACUCAGUGACAUCGAAACAAGGAAUCCUGUGUCGGAGGUGGGCUCAGCCACCGUGCCCCUCAGGGCUGUGGUGGAGGAGAGAACAGUCUCAUUCAAACUUGGAGACCUGGAAGAAGCUCCCGAGCGAGAGAGGCUUCCCAGCGUGGACCUGAAAGAGGAGACCAGCAUCGAAGGCUCUAUGAACGGUGCUGUGCAGUUGCCAAAUGGGAACCUCGUUCAGUUCAGUCAAGCUGUCAGUAACCAGAUUAACUCCAGCGGCCAUUACCAGUAUCACACCGUGCACAAAGACUCCGGCUUGUACAAAGAGCUCCUCCAUAAGUUACAUCUCGCCAAGGUGGGGGACUGCAUGGGAGACUCUGCUGACAAGCCCUUGAGGCGCAAUAAUAGCUACACUUCCUAUACCAUGGCAAUCUGCGGCAUGCCUCUGGAUUCCUUCCGCGCCAAAGAAGGCGAACAGAAGGGUGAAGAGAUGGAGAAGCUGACGUGGCCUAACGCAGACAGCAAGAAGCGAAUUCGAAUGGACAGCUACACCAGUUACUGCAAUGCUGUGUCUGACAUUCACUCGGCGUCGGAAGUGGACAUGAGUGUCAAGGCAGAGAUGGGUCUGGGCGACAGGAAAGGGAGCACUAGCUCCCUGGAAGAAUGGUGCGACCAGGACAAGCCAGAAGUGUCUCUCCUCUUCCAGUUCCUGCAGAUCCUCACAGCCUGCUUUGGGUCCUUCGCCCAUGGUGGCAAUGACGUCAGCAAUGCCAUUGGUCCUCUGGUUGCUUUGUAUCUGGUUUAUGACACCGGUGAUGUUUCCUCAAAAGUAGCAACGCCAAUAUGGCUUCUGCUCUAUGGUGGUGUUGGUAUCUGUAUUGGUCUCUGGGUGUGGGGAAGGAGAGUCAUCCAGACCAUGGGGAAGGAUCUGACACCCAUCACGCCCUCUAGCGGCUUCAGUAUUGAGCUGGCAUCUGCCCUCACUGUAGUAAUUGCGUCGAAUAUUGGUCUUCCCAUCAGCACGACACAUUGUAAAGUGGGCUCUGUUGUAUCCGUUGGCUGGCUCCGAUCCAAAAAGGCUGUCGAUUGGCGACUCUUCCGCAACAUUUUUAUGGCCUGGUUCGUCACAGUCCCCAUUUCGGGUGUUAUCAGUGCUGCCAUCAUGGCAGUCUUCAAAUACAUCAUCCUCUGAGCGUGAGGCUGUGUGUGAUGGAAAUUCAGGUCAAUGUUUGGGACCACCUGACAUAUUUCCUGCUCCUUUGAAGAGGGACUGCAGUGUUACCGAAGACUGACAAAAGAAUCUCUUUCAAGAUCGGGAGCUGUGGGAGGGAAGCUCUACUUGUGCUGUAACUGCUUUCGUGCUAAAUGCGAUUUGUCUCAAAAUUAGCUGUGUAAAAUAGCCAGGUUUCCACUGAUUCCUCUUGAGGUCCCUUUUCCCUCUGGGCUGUGAAUUCCUGUAUAUAUUUCUCUACUUUUUUGUAUCAGGCUUCAGUUCCAUUAUGUUUUAAUGUUGUCUCUGAAGAUAACGUGAUUUCUUUCUUUUUUUUUAAACAACCAUCCAGAGCCAUUUGACAGAGUGUGCUCUGCUUUAUUGGUUUCACCAGCUUCUGCCCUAACAUGCACAGGGACUUAACAAGAAUCACCGUAACCCAAGCUUCCCUAGUAGUCUUAGAGAAAUAGUUACUUGUACCCUGCCCACCAGUUGGCAGUGGCGGAUUCUCUUGGCAUCUGUGGGAACUUCUCAUAGGGUCUUUGGACAUGGUGAAAAUUUAGGUUAGUAGUUCCUUCUUUGCAAGCAGUUCAUUGGCUAUUCUUGCUAAGAAGAAGUAGGAAGAAAAACCCUUCUGGCAGUCUUGGGUAUUUCUGUUAAGAUUUCUGACAGUGCAGGAUGGAUGAAUGCUGUGGAAUAUGAACUUCGGGCAAGUUAGAAUGGGCCAGCCUUCCAUGUUCAUCUGUCUACCUCUUAAUAAAUAAAAAGCCUACC